UUUGCUUUUGCUAUGGUAUGGCCACAGUUUUGCUCUCUCAACAUUCAUCAAAUCCGCUAGAGCGUCGCUCUUCAGAUGCUCGUCCCAAUAUGUUCCACGAUCUUCUAAAUAAACCCAUAGAAGUGUCCUCUGAUGAUCCUUUGUCUGCAUACGACAUCGACCAGGAGAAAUACGUCCAACAUAUAUCCACUGUGAGACCGUCUGUUAAAUACGGUAUAGGCCCUAUCGCUACCAAGAAUUCGCUAUGCUUAGAUGAUUCGGACGAACCUAUGGCCCAAAGCGAUGAUCUGAUCAUCCUGGACAAAACCUCGAAGCCACCGAGAAGAAAGAAGGUGGCUACUGUUACAUUCAGGCCAGAUGAUCCUUUACGUUUCUCUGGCGAUGGAAUUUCCGACAUCGCGGACGGCGAUGAUGACGCGGAGCAGGAGGAAAGAGAUGGAGCAAGGGAGCAAGAGCAGUCAGCCGAAGAAGAGGACGAUGAUGAGGAAGACAUGUCCGACUCUGACGACGAAGAGAGCACUUUUUGGCAGAAAUCACCCGAGGAGCAGCAGGAGAUAAGUGCAGAAAUCAAGGACCUCGAACAAGCCUUGGGCCCAUCUCUCACCGACGACUACAAACUUCUUGACCGACUCGGAACCGGCACAUUCUCGUCGGUUUAUAAAGCCCUCGACCUCCACUAUUCGAAAUGGAACAACGACCCAUGGCAUGGUCACCAUCCACCGUCAUCCACCGCCUAUUAUCAAUCUGCACCUCGUCCGCCAGAAAGCAAGGUGUUUGUUGCAAUCAAACGGAUAUAUGUUACAAGCAGCCCUGAAAGAAUAAGGAACGAAAUUUCUAUUCUGGAGGAAAGUCGCUCUUGUAGACACGUCUCCCAACUUAUAACUGCGUUUCGAGAACGAGACCAAGUCGUCGUAGUGAUGCCGUAUCACCGAAACGAUGAUUUCAGAGACUACUUCGCCACUCUUCCUAUGGCAGGCAUAAAGAGUUACUUUCGAUGUUUGUUUCGCGCAUUACGCGACAUACACUCCAGAGGGAUAAUACACCGCGAUGUCAAGCCUGCCAAUUUUCUCUUUGACCCUCGAACUGGGAUCGGAACUCUAUGUGAUUUCGGCCUUGCUUGUCGCAUUGAAUUGAACCCGCAUCAUAACCCAUGUCUUCACACGCCAUCUACUACGGAACAUCCACACGGGAAGAUCAAAGACCGCAAGGACUACGAUGCAGAACACUGCAAGAGGAUGUCGAAGGAAGCAAAACAUAAAUCGACUCUUAAUUCAGAAAAAGUGGGCUAUUUAGAAAAGGACCCAAGACCCGUCUCCAAGGCAAAUCGGGCUGGUACGAGAGGAUUUCGUGCACCAGAAGUUCUUCUCAAAUGUGGAGAUCAGACUGGUGCAAUUGACGUAUGGUCUGCGGGAGUCAUACUGUUGUUUUUCCUCACACGCAAAUUUCCCUUAUUUCAAUCUAAUGACGACGUCGAGGCGCUGAUGGAAAUCGCUGCUGUUAUAGGCAAGCGAAAAAUGGAAAGAGCUGCGAUGUUACACAACCGAACCUUUUCCACCAAUGUGCCCUCGAUUACUCCGGAAGGCAUGCCAUGGAUAGAGUUCAUUGAGAAACAGAACCCUGACCUCAGGACUCCGCCAGAACCAAACCCGCAGUAUUACCCCUACUCUAGGCAGCUGGAGGUGUACCAGCAGCAUCGACUGGAAGGCCUUGCGCUCGAAGUAGACGAGGAUGGAGACACCGAUCAGGGGUCAGCCCUUUCAUCUCCUCCUAGUCUGUUUGGAUUUCAAAGUCGUCCGCGCUCUUCCUCCACAGCGGGUACCUCUUCCACUACUUUCCCCACUUCUCCGCCCAAGACGUUUUCUUCACCUGAACCUGAAACCCUGUCUACCAUACCCGAACGUCGCCAUGAUAGAAAGGCUCGAGCCCCUCACUCCAGUUCGGAGUAUGCCCUUUGUACACCUUCGCAGGCAUCCCAUGACCGCGAUCUGGAGAACGCGUUGAAUUUGGUGGAGAUGUUGAUGCACCAUGAGUCAACUUCAAGGUAUACACCUAAGAAGGCGUUAUAUCAUCCAUUCUUGUAUAAUGGACACAAGUCGCAUAGGAAGAACGGGCAACGAAGAAGUACAGGUGUCGGUGAAGGUAACCUGAAUGCGAGUUUUACUAGCUCGAACGGGAGAGGUGAGAUCGAGGAUAUGGAAGACAUGGACCAGGACGGCCGUGAGCGUUCGGAUGCAGAAGAGAUGUUGCAAGAGGAUGAUUCGGAGCCCUCGGAUGACGAAUUCUUUCCUCAUCCUUUUGGAAAAGGUGUAUGUGGUAAAUACCAUUUCCGAGACGGCGUCACGGAGGAGCCCUUUGUCCAUGUUUAUGCCAACGAGGGUGAGCAUACCAGUUCAGAGAGGACGAUGGAAGUAUUGAGACUGGUGAGUGGUGAAGGUGUAGCAAUUGGGAGGCAACCAUGCGAAUUCCAUCGAGUUGGUUAUGAAUUGGACAUGGAUGUAGUCAUGUAGGAUACACUGUACUAAAUACCUGCACCGCCGCGCUUGUUUUUUUAUCAUGUUAUACUUGUGCU
This is a messenger RNA of Marasmius oreades (fairy-ring Marasmius), 2569 nucleotides long. RefSeq lists its product as uncharacterized. Gene Ontology annotation, biological process: mitotic DNA damage checkpoint signaling; protein phosphorylation. Gene Ontology annotation, cellular component: nucleus. The record is from RefSeq and is a predicted model, not a curated record. NCBI's taxonomy places the organism in Eukaryota, Fungi, Basidiomycota, Agaricomycetes, Agaricales, Marasmiaceae. The transcript has 6 exons. Bases 18 to 2507 code for a protein of 829 amino acids. Gene Ontology annotation, molecular function: ATP binding; protein serine/threonine kinase activity.